Molecule: messenger RNA, 3048 nt
Organism: Gadus morhua (Atlantic cod)
Lineage: Eukaryota; Metazoa; Chordata; Actinopteri; Gadiformes; Gadidae
Gene: akap17a
Product: A kinase (PRKA) anchor protein 17A
Exons: 7
Coding region: 138-2252 (704 amino acids)
Molecular function (GO): nucleic acid binding
Source: RefSeq, a predicted model, not a curated record
UUGGAGUUCAAAGUUCAAUUGCCUUUUGAGAGGCAUCCCUGUGUUUCUCUCUAGCAUCGUGUUAACUCAUUUUGUAACAAAUGCGACGUAUUUGUAUUUCUGUGGAGUAGCCAACUGUGGAUGGUCUUUGUGGCACGAUGACCACCAUAGUCCAUGAUACCGCAGAGGCGGUGUGCCUCUGUGAAGAGCACAAUUUGUACCUCAAGCCUACAGCCAAGAUGACCAUCAGCGUGGCUCUCCCGCAACUCAAGCUACCUGGCAAAAGCAUCUCCAACUGGGAAGUGAUGGAGAGAUUAAAGGCUAUGGUGGCCCCGGAGCAGCUGUCUGCCCUACGCAUCUCCAAGAGCACCAUGGACUUUAUCCGGUUUGAAGGGGAGGUGGAGAACAAGGGGAUAGUCAAGACCCUUCUGAGCCGUCUGGACGGAAAAAGCAUCAAACUCAGUGGCUUCACUGACAUACUGAAGGUACGUGCAUUGGAGAACAAGAUGGACUUCCCGACGCGGCACGAUUGGGACUCCUUCUUUCGGGACGCUAAGGACAUGAACGAGACGUUGCCGGGGGAAAGGCCGGACACCAUCCACCUGGAGGGUCUGCCGUGCCGCUGGUUCAGCCUGAAAGACAGCCAGCACCCUGACCGCCCCUCUGAGGAGGUCCUCGCCACCAUCUUCCAGGGAUUCGGCAAGGUGCGGAACGUGGACAUUCCCAUGCUGGACCCAUACAGGGAGGAAAUGACGGACAAAAACUUCAAUACGUUCAGCUUCGGUGGCCACCUUUACUUUGAGGCCUAUGUCCAGUACCAGGAGUACCACGGAUUCACCAAGGCCAUGGACACCCUGCGGGGCAUGAAGCUGAUGCUCAAGGGGGAUGACGGCAAGGCGAUGGCGUGCAACAUCAAGAUCACCUUUGACACCAGCAAGCACCUGAGCUCAACGGCCGUGAGGCAGAGGAGCCAGGAGCGGCUGAAGCUGCAGGAGCUGGAGAGACAGCGGGAGGAGCAGAAGCGCAAGGAGAAGGAGGAGGAGGACCGACGCAAGGAGGAUGAGAGGAAGCUGAAGGAGCAGGAGGAGGAAGAGCGGGAGCGGCGGCGGGAGGAGCGCGUGCGCAAGCGGGAGCAGAAGGUGCGCGACCGCGAGGAGCGGCGCAACCUGAAGCGCGUGAAGCGGCGGCAGGACGAGGAGCAGAGGAAGCUGCAGCUGAAGAUCGCCACGGAGGAGCGCCGGCUGCUGCUGGCCCAGCGCAACCUGGAGUCCAUCCGCCUCAUCGCCGAGCUGCUGGCCCGGGCCAAGGCGGUGAAGCAGCAGCAGCAGGAGCGCGAGCGGCUGGAGCGCGAGGAGCUGGAGCGGCAAGAGCGCGUGCGCCAGGACGAGGAGCGGGCCCGCCUCCAGCAGCUGGAGGCCCGGCGGCGGCGGCAGGAGGACGAGCUGCGGCGCGUGGAGGCGGAGAAGGAGCGCGCGCUGGAGCUGCAGCGGCGGGAGCGCGACCUGCGGCAGAAGCUGCUGGGCAACCUGCUGAAGAAGAGCUCGGGGGUGGGGGCCCCGGCGGCCCCCCCGGCGGAGGGGGAGCCGGGGGCGGCCGAGGCGGAGGACGCCCAGGAUCCCACCUCGCUCCCGGGAGGCGGAGGCGGAGGCGGCGACAACGACAUCCGGGUGGCCCAGGGGAACUGCUUAAAAGGGCGUAAAGUCCGGAAGCCCAAGAAGCCGGCGGGCUCCGGCGUCGGCUCACAGGGGGCAGCGAAGAAGAAGGGCUCGUCGGAGAAGAGGAAGGCCGACGGGUCGGAGCGGGAGAGGAGACGGGAGGAGGGGACGACGGGCCGAGGCGCGGGCAGCGGCGGGGAGCGGGCCCAGGAGCGCCGGUCUUCCGAGCGCGACAGGAGGAAUGGCAGCCGGGGACGUAGGAGACACAGCCGCAGCCACAGCAGCAGCAGGAGGAGGAGGAGGAGCUCCAGUCGCCGUAGGAGGAGUCACAGUCGUCGGGACACCAGGAGGCGGAGUCGUGGCCGUAGCCAUCGCGGCCGCAGCAGCAGUAGUAGCAGCAGCAGCAGCAGGAGUUCCAGUCGCUAUCGGAGCCGAAGCAGCAGUGGGCGGAGCUAUGGCCGGAGUAGGAGGGGCCACAGGCGGAGCAGGAGCCGGCGGAGGAGCGGAGACAGUCGAAGCAGCUCUCGGGGCCGGGAAAGGAGGAGUUAUAGUCACGACAACAGACGCAGGCGUCGGAGCCGGAGCCGCAGCAGGGACAGUCGCUCUCGGCAUCGUUAACAUGUUGCUGUGAUCAACCUAGUGAUUGAUUGUUUAUUACAUUUUUGCAGUACCAAAAACCUGCUUGGGCAGGUCGUCACGACAUGCAGUUUAAAUUUCUCAUCUAUUUGUUAGCCUAAAUAAUCUGCUUUUGUUCAUUUCAAAGACACCUCAAAUGCUGCAAAUUUUGUAUUGCAUAUCGGUUGUUUUAGUGAGGAACAUUUCUUUUGAUACCUUUUCAGUUACUAACCUGAACCCAUGGCUCCCCUCUAGAGCUCACAGCAGGUCACCUGUGGACUAUUAGUGGCAUUACUACUGCUGCAGCCCGACAUGUGAAUCACAGGCCCUUGUUAGUGUAAGUAGUAUACUUUUAGAAUUUCUGGAUACUUUAAUCUUAAAUCUGAUGGAGUGAAACGGUUUUAUUUUCUUUCUUUCAUGGCUGCUGGCCCCGUCAAUAAUCAUAAGGUUGUUUUUUUUAUAGCUGAAAUUCCCAACAAAACGGUAACGAGCUGCAAUGCUUUUGAUACUCUCACAAGUAUUGCAUCAGCUGCGCUUUGCGAAUAGAUUCCAUUGUGUUCCUAAAGCCCAUUUUAACAUGUCUGGAGUCCUGCUGUAGACUUGUUCAAAUCUGCUCAUCAUUCGCUGUUCAACAACGGAAGUCUGAGGCAUCAAACUUGCCAACGACAAGUACAUGACAAUUAGAAGGAAAUGAAGGACAUUGCAUGGUAGUAUAUGCAGCCCUUGUAAUGAAAGCAUGUUAUGCACAUUCACAUGGGUUAUUAAAAUAUUUGUUUAAAUAAAGUAAAACCAAAAAUGG